This is a messenger RNA of Passer domesticus (house sparrow), 19551 nucleotides long. It is a transcript of the gene ADGRV1, whose product is annotated as adhesion G protein-coupled receptor V1. The coding region runs from base 882 to 19445 and encodes 6187 amino acids. Lineage: Eukaryota; Metazoa; Chordata; Aves; Passeriformes; Passeridae. Gene Ontology annotation, biological process: cell communication; sensory perception of sound; negative regulation of adenylate cyclase activity. The transcript has 97 exons. Gene Ontology annotation, cellular component: stereocilium; cytoplasm; membrane. Gene Ontology annotation, molecular function: G protein-coupled receptor activity; G-protein alpha-subunit binding; adenylate cyclase inhibitor activity. The record is from RefSeq and is a predicted model, not a curated record.
GGGUGGCCCUGUGGAAUGCAGCAAAGGCGUGGCGCCCUCCGCGGGUAGCCCCGCGCCGGCCCCUCCUCCUCACCCGCACCCAGCUCCCUCCAGGCUUAGUAACCGCCGGCCACGCCGCCGGGGGGAGUCACAGAAUCACAUUGGACACUUAUGGUGAGCUGCUUGUCUGCUUGAGUUUCUUCAGAGGAAAAUUAUUCAGAAGACCUUUAUUUUAGCUUUGAAGUAAUAAAUCUUAAAAGCUUCAAUAUUGAUUCAAUGAAAUGAAUGGUUGAAUUGUUCUGAAGAGACUCUGGCAAAUGGACAAAUGCUUCCAUGGUUACGUUGAGCUAUGCAGUAUGGUUACUGAGCUUUGCUGGUUUCCUCCCUCUGCCAUUGAAAUAGAAUAACAAGCCACAGGGAAGCACCACACAUGGAACCUAUGCAGUAAAAUCGAGAACAUGACAUUAAAGUACUCCCAGCCCAACAAAAGGAUGUGGUAAAGUUCAGGAAAAAGAGCAGUGCAAGUGUCUCUCAUCAGGUGUCACUUGGCAGUGGCUGAGUAUUUCUCUGGCAUUGGGUGGCUGGAUAGAAGUCUCCAGAGUGCAGAUGAUGCGAAUGGAGGGGAAAGGCAAGGUUUCAAAACAAAUAAAUUGUUGUUUCUGGUGCUUUCAGUAUUGGUUUACUUGCAGCAGAGCCAUUUUUUGCUUACAGAGUUUUAAUGAUUUCAGAACAAAGGGUAUCCAAACAAACAAAGAAGUGAGCAGCGGGAAGGCAGCAGCAGUCAGGAGAGGGAGGAGAGUGCUGGGCGCUACUCAGAACAGAGGGAGGAGUAGGAGGCGGGAAUGCAUAAUGUGUGAGUGACAGGGGGUGCGCUGGCGGCUGGCGGAGUCCAGAAGACGCAGAUGUUCCUGUCCCAGGGUCCAGGGAUGCCCUCUGCUUCUUUAUUAGUUUAUUUGCUUUUAGCAUUGCUCAUUCAUUUCACAUCUGGAGAAACAGAAGUGAAGUUCAGUGGAGAAACAGAAUUUGUAGUCAAUGAAACAAGUACAACUGUUAUACGUCUUGUAAUUGAAAGGACAGGGAAGCCUGCUAACAUCACAGCAAUUGUGUCGAUUGAUGGUGAAAACACAGGAGACUUUUUUGACACAUAUGCAGCUGCAUUUAUACCCGAUACAGAAACAAACCGAACAGUGUAUAUAUCUGUCUGUGAUGAUGAUCUUCCAGAGGCUGAUGAGACAUUCACAUUUCACUUGACACUACUGAAACCAUCUGCAAGGAUAAAGCUUGGGACUCCCAAAUCUGUCACUGUAACAAUCUUAUCAAAUGACAAUGCCUUUGGAAUAAUUUCUUUUAACAUGUCUGCCUUAAUCACAGUGAAUGAGCCUAGGGGCAGAAAUGAAUUUGUUCUGCUCACUCUAAUCAGGGAGAGAGGAACCUAUGGGACAGUCAUUGUAAGUUUUGAGAUAGAAGAUGGACCAAAUUCAGCUGAAGAAGACUUAUGUCCAGCCAGGGGAAAUAUUACAUUUACCCCUGGGAGAUCAGUAUUGAUUUAUAAUUUAACAGUGCUUGAUGAUCAGGUACCUGAAAAUGAUGAAAUCUUUGUUGUUUGUCUGAAGAGUGUGGAGGGAGGGGCUGAAAUCAACAAGACAAAAAAUUCUGUUUGGAUUAAUAUUAGGAAAAACGACAGUCCUGUGCGUUUUGUUCAGAAUGCUUAUAUGGUGCCUGAGGAAGAUGAAGUGAUAUCAAUCAAAGUGGUUCGUGGUAAAGAUGUCAAUGGAAAAUUAAUUGGACCUGAUGAAGAUGAAGUCUCUGUCAGUUACGCCAUCAUAACUGGGGAUUCAGCUGUACAUGCACAGCUUAAUGUAGAUUUCCUAGAUCUACAGCCAAAUGCAACUCUUGUUUUCCCACCUCUAGUUCAUGAAGCAUAUUUGAAAUUUAAGAUUCUUGAUGAUGCCAUACCAGAAAUUGCUGAGACCUUUCAGAUUGUGCUUCUUAAAGACACUUUGCAGGGAGAUGCUGUUUUGAUUUAUCCAUCUGUUGUUCAUGUCACUAUCCAGCCGAAUGAUAAACCCUAUGGAGUGCUGUCAAUUCACAGUGUUCUGUUCGCUCACACUGUUAUCAUUGAUGAAGACCAAAUUUCAAGGUUUGAAGGGAUCACAAUUGUAAGAAAUGGUGGAACACAUGGAAAUGUUUCUGUUUCCUGGGUUAUAAUCCGAAAUAGCAGUGACCCUUCACCUGUGACUGCAGACCUACUUCCAGAGGCAGGAGAGAUAAGUUUUGAUCAAGGAAAGAUGCUGAUGACACUUCAUCUGGACAUUAUUGAUGAUGAUAUACCAGAAGAGGCAGAGCCUUAUCUUCUGAAACUCCUAGCUUAUACAAUACAGGGAGGUGCAGAAGUCAGUGAGCCAUCUGAGCUUCUGUUUUACAUUCAGGACAGUGAUGAUGUUUAUGGCCUAAUAAAAUUCCAUCCUUUGGAGAAUCAGAAGAUUGAAAGUAAUCCAAUGGGACGCUUUUUAUCCUUGAGUUUUGCAAGGGAAGGAGGAACAGUUGGAGAUGUGCGGUUGGUUUAUACUGCGCUGUAUAUUCCAGCUGGAGCUCUGGAUCCUGAUAGAGCGAAAGGUGGCAUUCUAAAUAUAUCUAGAAGAAGUACUCUCAUCUUUCCAGAAGGAAAAUCAGAAGUUACUAUAAAUAUACCAAUACGAAAUGAUGCAUUUCUUCAAAAUAGAGCUCAUUUUGUCAUACAGCUGGAAAAAGUUGAGCUGCUGAAUAGAAUUCCUCUUGUCCCACCCGUGAGUCCCAGAUUAGGUGAGAUUCGAAAUAUUUCUUUGAGGAUUACUCCAGAUAUUGCAAAUGGAGAAAUAGGCUUUACUAGCAAUCUUCCAAUUAUUCUUUCUGAACCAGAAGAAUUGCCUGCUACAGUGGUUUCCAUUGCAUUGCAUCGAGAUGGGACUGAUGGUCAAGCAACUGUGUUUUGGAGUUUGAGGCCCUCUGGUCCUAAUCACAAGGCAGUUACACAGGAUGAUAUAAGUCCUUUUAAUGGCUCUGUUGUUUUCUUAUCUGGACAAAGUGAUACUACAAUCAACAUUACUGUUAAAGCUGAUGAUAUACCUGAAAUGAAUGAAACUGUGUUAUUAACUUUGGACAGGGUAGAGACAGAGAGGUUUGUCGUGUACUUCGGGGUCAGUGUGGAAAAUCAAAUAUUGAAGUAUGGGUUUACUACUUGUGAGAUCACUAUAUUGGAAAAUGAUGAUCCUGGAGGAGUGUUUGAAUUUUCUCCCUCUUCCAGAGGUCCCUACAGUAUCAAGGAGGGGGAGUCUGUCGAACUGCAGAUUGUCCGCAGCAGAGGGAGCCUUGUCAGGAAGUUUCUGCGAUACACUGUAGAACCAAGGGAAAAUAAUGAGUUUUAUGGAAGCACCGGAAUUCUGGAAUUUAAGCCUGGUGAAAGAGAGAUCAUAAUUACCCUUUUGGCAAGGAUGGAUGGGAUUCCAGAGCUGGAUGAAGCAUAUGCUGUUGUGCUCAGUGGCUACAGUGAAAUGUCAGGCAAGCUGGGGAAUGCCACAAGGGUAAAUAUAACCAUUUUGAAGAAUGAUGAUCCACAUGGUGUCAUUCAGUUUCUACCGGAUGAGCUAUCAGUAACAAUAAAGGAAAGUAAAGGAGAAAUCAUCUAUGCUGCCUCUUACAGACUUGUAAGAAACCAAGGAAACUAUGGCAGUGUUAGUGUGUCCUGGAUUGUUAACCCAGCAUGUACCAAUGACGUUUAUCCAGAACAAGGGACUAUAUUCUUUGAUAAUCUGGAGUUUUCAAAAAAUAUCACGAUUUACUCUCUACCAGAUGAGGUACCUGAAGAGAUGGAGGUAUUCAUAAUCAGAUUAUUCAAUGCCACUGGUGGAGCAAAACUGGGCAAUAUAACCAGUGCAUUUUUACAAAUUACAAGGAAUGAUGAUCCCAUUUAUUUUGCAGAACCUCUGACAGUGAGCAUUACAGAAGGGAGUGUUGCAAACUUUACAGUCCUAAGGAAUGGAUCUGCUGAUACUGUUGUUUCUGUUCAGUAUAUUACUGUUAAUGGAGAUGCAACAGCUGAAGAGGGAGACUUUGUUCCAAGUGAAAAGGAGAAUUUAAUUCUGUUCGAUGUUGGAGAAAGAGAGCAGAUCUUAUCUGUGUAUAUUAAUGAUGAUGAUACCCCUGAAACUGAUGAAGUAUUUUAUAUCUUCCUUUUGAAUUCAACAGGGGAUACUGUUAUCUUUAAUGCUGGAGUGGCUACAGUUAUUAUUGAAGCAAAUGAUGAUCCUAAUGGAAUUUUCUCCUUAGAACCUCUAGAGAAGCCAGUGGAAGAAGGAAAAAGUAAUUUUUUUUUGAUUUUGAGACAUAGAGGACACUUUGGGAAUGUCUCAUUAACCUGGCAGCUGUUUCUUAAUGACUCUGCACUGAAGCCAGGAGAAGAGUUCUAUGAAACAUAUGGGACUGUGUACUUCAUGGAUGGUGAAGGAUCAAAGCAGAUAGUGCUUCAUGCUGUUUCAGAUAAAAUUCCUGAAUUCAAUGAAUUUUACAUUUUAAAAUUGGUGAAUAUUUCAGGUGGAUCUGCUGGUCCUGGUGGGCAGUUGUCUGAAACAAGCCUUGCUGUAACUGUGAUGAUUCCUUUCAAUGAUGACCCUUUUGGAGUCUUCGUUAUGGAUCCAGAGAGUCAGGACAGAGAGAUAGCAGAAGAUGUUCUUUCUGAAGAUGAUCUUUCCUAUAUUACAGACUUCACUAUCUGGAGACAUCAAGGCACUUUUGGUGCUGUCCGUUUAGGUUGGGAAAUACUGUCCAGUACGUUUCAAACUGGGUUACCAUCAAUGGUGGACUUCUUGUUGCUGGGAUCAUUUCCAAGUUCAGUGCAAUCUCGGCCGCACAUGAGACGCCAUCACAGUGGAACAGAUGCUUUGUAUUUCAGUGGAAAAGAGGAUGCAUUUGGAAUUAUUCGUCUGGAAUACCCAUACGAUGGAAAUACUGCAGUAACUAAUUUUACAUUUUCAGCGUGGUUAAUUCCUAAUGCCAAUACUGAUGGUUAUAUAAUUGAAAAGGAUGAUGAUAAUGGGACCUUAUAUUAUGGUGUGAAAAUCCAAACAAAUGAUUCUCAUGUUUCUGUAGUGUUUCAUUAUACAGCAUUAGGAUCCUGUAUGACAUACAUAGCCAAAGCAGCAGUCCUGAAAUAUCUGGAUGAAAGUACGUGGGUUCACAUUCUGAUUACUCUGGAUGAAAGUAUAAUUGAAUUUUACAUGGAUGGAAUUCCAGUUCUAGGAGGAAUUAAGAUCCUUAAAGGAGAAGCAAUUGCUGAUGGUCCAGGAAUAGUGAGAAUUGGAGCAGGAAUCAAUGGCAACAGCAGGUACACAGGUUUAAUGCAGGAUGUAAGACUUUAUGAGAGAAAACUGACACAAGCAGAGAUCUAUGAACUCCAUGCAACUCCUGCAAAGAGUGACGUACACCCUGUCUCUGGGUAUUUAGAGUAUCGGCAAGGAGAAACCAAUAAAUCAUUCAUUGUGUCUGCAAAGGAUGACAAAGAGGAAGAAGGAGAGGAGUUAUUCAUCCUAAAGCUCAUUUCUGUGUGUGGUGGAGCUCGAAUUUCAGAAGAAAACACAACAGCAAGAUUAAGAAUACAGAAAAGUGAUAAUGCUAAUGGUUUAUUUGGCUUCACUGGAGCAUGUAUUCCUGAGGCUGCUGAUGAGGGUUCCACUAUAUCCUGUGUUGUGGAGCGAACAAGGGGCGCCCUAGACUAUGUGUAUAUAAAUUACAUUAUCUCACAGGUUGAUUCCAGGGGCAUUAAUUACUCCAUUAGCGAUUUUUCUAACAGCAGUGGCACUAUCACAUUCCUUCCUUGGCAGAGAUCAGAGGUCUUAAAUUUGCAUGUUAUUGAUGAUGACAUUCCAGAGCUAAAUGAAUAUUUCCGUGUGACAUUAGUCUCUGCAGUGUCUGGAGAUGGAAAACUAGGUUCAACUCCUACCAGCGGAGCAAGUAUAGAUCCAGAAAAGGAAACUACUGAUAUCAGCAUUAAAGCCAGUGACCACCCAUAUGGACUACUGCAGUUCUCAGUGGGGCCACCUCCUCAGCCCAGUGAUGAAAUGAUUCUGCCAGCCUCUGCUGUGCCCCAUAUCACUGUUAAAGAAGAAGUUGGACACAUCAGAUUAUUGGUAGUUCGUGCACAAGGGCUUCUUGGAACAGUUCUUGUGGAAUACAGGACAGUGCCAAUUACAGCUUUCAGUCCUAAAGAUUAUCAGGCUGUUUGGGGCUCAAUGGAAUUUCAGCCUGGAGAAAGAUACAAGUACAUUACUGUUAACAUCACUGACAAUUCUAUUCCUGAACUAGAAAAAACUUUUAAAGUGGAGCUGUUGAACCCAGAGGGUGGAGUUGCUGAGCUCUUUAGAAAUGAUGGAAGUGGUAGUGGUGAUGGAAACAUGGAUUUCUUCCUGUCAACUGUCCCUCAACUUGCUAGCUUGGGAAUUGCAUCCCACAUCCUUGUGACUAUUGAGGCUUCUGAUGAUGCUCAUGGUGUGUUUGAGUUCAGUGCUGAGUCCAUUUCAGUGAAUGGAACUGAACCUGAAGAUGGAGAUAGCAAUAUCGUGCUGCAGGUUGUGAGAAGUCAUGGGACUUUAUCUCAGGUGACAUUGCAUUGGAUCAUAGUCUACGAUCUCACCAACGACCUGAUCUCUACAGAUGGGAAUGUAACGUUUGAUGUUGGCCAAGUGAGAGCAAAUAUUACAUUACAGGUUUCUCCUGAUGAUGUUCCCGAAUUGGAUAAGAUGUUUUCGGUCCUGAUCAUCAAUGUCUCCCUUGGUCGUCUUGGAUAUCAUACAAAUGCAACAUUGACUAUUUUAGCAAAUGAUGAUCCUUAUGGAGUCUUCAUCUUUUCUGAGCGAAACAGACCAAUGAAAGUUGAGGAAGAAACAAAAAAUGUCUCUCUGACAAUUUUAAGAUGCGGUGGUCUCCUUGGUACAGUAAUGGUGAAAUACAGAAGUAUUGCUGAUGAAGAAAAGUUGCCCUUUCUUCCACCUGAUAUUGUCAGAGCAAUAGAGGGAAAAGACUAUAUACCCGUUACAGGUUAUGUAAUCUUUGCAACCAAUGAAAGUGAGGCCACAAUAUCCUUGCCUAUUUUGGAUGAUGAUGAUCCUGAGAGGUCAGAAUCUGUUUUUGUGGAGCUAAGCAGUGUUGUUUUGAUCAGGAAAGUUCAGGAUCGGCCAAUUAUAAAUUCUCCUCGACUUGGUUUAGUGGGUGAGACAAUAGCUCAUGUAAUUAUCAAUGCCAAUGAUGAUGCUUUUGGAACACUUCAGCUUUCAGCUUCAGCUGUGCGAGUUGCUGAAAACUAUGUUGGACCAAUCAUUAAUGUGACCAGAACUGGGGGAAUAUUUUCAGAUGUUUCUGUGAAAUUUAAAGCUAUGCCAAUAACUGCAACAGCUGGUGAGGACUACAGUGUAGCUUCAUCAGAUGUUGUCUUACUAGAAGGGGAAACAAGUAAAGCUGUGCCAAUUUAUAUAAUUAAUGAUAUCAAUCCUGAACUUGAGGAGUCAUUUUAUGUUCAGCUGCUGAACCAAACAACAGGAGGAGCCUUGCUUGGAUCUUUGACAAGGGCAGUCAUAACUAUUGAGGCUUCUGAUGACCCAUUUGGAUCCUUUGUUUUUCAGAACACCGAAUUCACUGUGGAGGAGCCUGAAUUUGGAUCAGUAACCAUAAAUCUGCCAGUAAUCCGUAAUGCUGGGACCCUGGGUAACGUUACUGUUCAGUGGGCUGCUACCAUUAAUGGGCAUCCCGCUGUUGAUGACUUAAAAGUUUCCAUGGGUAAUAUUACUUUUGCUCCUGGAGAAGCCAUUCAGAUGUUGCUGUUGGAAAUCCUGGCUGAUGAUGUUCCAGAAGUAGAAGAAAUUGUCCGUAUUGAAUUAACUCAGGCCUCCAAUGGUGCUGUUAUCGGGCUUGAUGGCAUGGCAAAUAUUGUUAUACCUGCCAAUGAUAAUCCUUACGGCACAGUUUUCUUUCAUCAAUCCUCAUAUCGAAUUCAGGAGCCACUAGAAAGAAAUUUACUUGCAAAUAUAUCAGUCAGGAGAAGUGGGGGAAGGUUUGGUACUCUGCAAAUAUUUUACAGCACUUCUGAGACUGAUGUUGUAGCUCUUGCCAUUGAGCAAGGUGAGGAUAUACUGGCCUAUUACAAGUCUCCUGUACAAGGAAUUCCUGACCAGCCAUCCAAGACCAGAGUGAAUGUGUUAGCAGCAAGUGACCCACUGUAUGCCUGUGCAACUCAGUGCCUAAAAGAACAAGCAUGUUCAGCCUUUGCAUUUUCCAGUGCCUCUGAGAUUCCCCUCUGCCUCUGGCUGACAACAGAGAUCGGGCCAUUAACUAAUAUGUCAGGAUUAUGGACCUACAAGAAAAACAUCAGCAGUACAUCCAUUUUGUUUAGCACACAAGCCAUUGCUGGUAGUGAUUACGAAUCUAUCACAGGACAGUGGGCCAUCAUGCAGGAAGGGGAAGAGUUUGCAAAUCUCACAGUUACCAUACUCCCUGACAGCCUGCCAGAGCUGGAUGAAAAAUUCACUGUAUCCCUGUUGAAAGUUGAACUUUUUAAUGUCUCAGCCAGCUUAAAAAAUCAACCAACUAUUGGACAGCCAAAUACUUCCACAGUUACCAUAAUGAUGAAUGGGGAUGCCUUUGGAGUAUUUAAGAUCUAUAGUGUAAGUCCCAAUGCAACAGAGAACGGUCUAUACAUUGAAGUAGAAGAAUGUCCUCAGGCCAGCAUGCAGCUAAUGAUAGAAAGGACAGAAGGCAGCCUGGGACAGGUGGCAGUGGAAUGGCGUGUUGUUGGUGGAACUGCUACCCCAAACAUGGAUUUUGUGGGUGUUGGUGAGAUUCUAGUGUUUUCUGAAGGUGAAACAAAAAAGAUGGUCACACUUACCAUUUUAGAUGAUCCAGAGCCAGAGGAUAAUGAAAGCAUCAUAAUCAGCCUUGUGCAUACUGAAGGAGGAAGUAGGAUUCUGCCCAGUUUCAACACUGUCACAGUGAUUAUCCUGGCAAGUGACAAUGUGGCAGGAAUCAUUAGCUUCCAGACAGCUGGAAGGUCCAUUAUUGGUCAUGAAGGAGAACAACUGCAAUUCCAUGUUGUAAGAACUGCCCCAGGACUGGGAAAUGUUACUGUUGAGUGGAAGAUAGUUGGACAUAACGUAGAACAAAAUUUUGAAUACUGUUCUGGAAUUCUCAUUUUUCCUGAGGGAAUAUUGAAUACAACAUUAUAUGUCCACUUGCUGGAUGACCAUAUUCCAGAAGAAAAAGAAGAAUACCGGAUCAUCCUAUACAACAUCAAAACAGAAGGUGUUUCGCCUUCUGGUGCUGCUGUUUUGGAUAGUCAAGGCUAUGAAGCCGUUCUGACGGUAGAAGCUAGUGAUGAACCACAUGGAGUACUGAAUUUUGCUUCUCCAUCCAGGGUAGUUUUACUUGCAGAGGAAAACAAAACAGUUCAACUUUUUAUUAACAGAGAAUUUGGAUCUUUAGGUGCUAUCAAUAUUACAUAUGCCACAGUUCCAGGACUGGUCUCCCUAAGUAAUCAGACAGAGGGGAUCUUGGCUGAACCAGGAGCUGAUUAUGUAACUGUUUCUGACUCAGUGAUUUUGAAAGAAGGAGAAACGUCAGCUGCCAUAAAUGUUACUAUUCUAGAGGAUGAUGUACCAGAAGUGCAAGAAUUCUUCUUGGUUAAUUUAACUUCAGUGGAACUUAUAAUGAACCAUUCAACUUCCUCCCCACCUAGGCUGGGUGUGGAAGGUUUAGCUUCUCAAAUUAUUAUCGACGCUAAUGAUGGAGUAAGCGGAGUAGUUGAAUGGGAAAGUACCAAUUUUGAAGUUAAUGAAACUCACGGGAAUCUGACAAUAAUGGCAUACCGAAACAAAGGAUCAUAUGGAAACGUGUCUGUGUUUUUUUAUGCCCAAAAUUUGGAGGCACAGCUGGGUUUGGAUUUUAAUGUGGUCUCAAGGACUCUUUUUUUUGCUGAUGGAGAAAGGACUAAAUCUGUUGUUGUUGUGAUUUGUGAUGAUGAUAUUCCUGAAGGUGUUGAGAAGUUCCAGUUAAUUCUAACGAAUCCAUCAUUUGGCCUGGAAUUAGGGGAGAACACAACAGCCACAAUUACUAUAUUUGCCAAUGAUGAUGGACAUGGAAUUUUGUCAUUCAAUAACAGUGAUCACUUCUUCCUAAGAGAGCAAACAGCUCUCCAUCUGAUGGAAAGUGUUGCAGUAUUAAAUAUUAUUAGAGAACCUCCUCAGGGAAUAUUUGGAACAGUGUCUGUUCAGUAUCUUGUAAGUGAAGUUAAUUCUUCAGAUCCAUCUGUGGAUUUGGCCCCUUCUCAAGGAUACAUUGUGCUGGAGGAGGGAGUCAGAUUUAAGACACUGCGUAUUUCUGCAAUCCUGGAUGAAGAACCAGAAUUGGAUGAGCACUUUAUUGUCACCCUGUUCAAUCCAACUGGAGGAGCCAGACUAGGCACCAGAGUGCAAACUAUGAUUACAAUAUUACAGAACCAGGCUCCACUGGGGCUUUUCAGCAUCUACACACUUGCAAAUAGGACAAAUAUCUUCACAGUUGAAGAAGCGAACACUACAGUUUAUUUGAAAGUUUCACGGAGUAAUGGGCUCAACGCAUCUGUGAGUGUUGAGUGGGAGACAUUGUCGGAUACUGCGUUUGGCAUCAGGGAUAGUAUUAGUGUUCUGUCUGUCGUGCAAAGCUUUGUGGAAGAGUCAGCAGCUGGCUGGUGUUUCUUUGCAUUGGAAAAAAACCUAUAUGGUGUGCUGUUGCGUUCACCUCCAGCUGUCUUUUCGACUCUCUACCAGUGGAAAGGAGUUUUUGUUGCCAUCAAGAAUUUCAGUAUGUGGAAUCCUAAAAGCUGUGUGUCUUUCCAAAUCCAUGCCUCUCCCUACCUUGUGAUUACUCAUGGAGGAAGCAGUCAGGAAGCUUCCAACAACAGUGUAUAUGCAUUCAUGCCUGGACGCAAGCUAUUGAAGCUACAGACCCUCUCUAUUUUGGAUACCACACUUGUCAAACAUUUUGCUGUGGAUGAGGAAUACUAUUUGGUUUUUGUGAGUGAUGCCACCAGUUACAGUUCCAUCCAGGUUUUCCAGUGGAAUAAAGAUAUAUUUGUGCCACAUCAUCAACUUCCACUUUACAAAGCUUUGAGUAUUGCCUUGUUUUCCCGAGGAGGCAUUAUGUACUUAGUAGUUUCGUUGUCAAAUACCAGCCAGAAUGUACUCUUGUACCAAUGGUUGAAUAAUGAGUUUAGGUAUCUUCAUCAGUUACCAGCAAAAGAAAUAAAACACAUGGAGGCCUGGACCUCUGGAUCUGACAUAUAUUUAAUUGUUGCAAAAGAAACUGUAAAUUCUGAAAUUUUCAUCUGGGAGACAGGGCAGUCUACCUUCAGACACUUUCAGUCUCUUCCAGUCUCUGCUGUAAGAAACAUCCAUGUUUUCAUUCCUCCUUCAGGUUUAGUUCACAUCCUACUCUCUGGCAAGGACACAACAGCACUCUACUCUUGGAACUCAGAAGGGAACCAGUUCUCUCUGAUGCUGGAAGCACCAUAUGCAGAUCAUAUCACUUUCACUACUACAAGGUCUCUGAACUCCAGCAAGAGUUUGAUUGCUCUUUCCAUUGAGUCCAGCUCCCAGAUUUAUGAGCUGACAACUAUCUCCAACCAAUCAGAUUUUAUACCUAGUUCAGGUGAAUUGAUAUUUGAGCCUGGGGAUGUGGAAGCUGUGAUAGCAGUCAAUAUCCUGGAUGACAUCAUGCCAGAGGAGGAAGAAUGUUUUAAAGUGCGUCUGAAAAACCCUAAAGGAGGUGCAGAGAUUGGUGUCCAUAGUUUUGUUAACAUAAUUAUUCCUCCCAAUGACAAUGCCUAUGGAGUCAUUGCAUUUGCCCAGAGUUCUUUAUUUAAGCAAAUUGAAGAAAUGGAACAGGACAGCUUGAUCACCCUGAAUAUUGAGCGUUUAAUAGGAACAUAUGGACGAGUUACAGUAGAGUGGAUCACUAAUGGGAGCAUAAAUGAUGUAUUUCCAGCUUCAGGAAUGGUAACAUUUUCUGAAGGUCAGGCCCUGUCCACAAUCACCCUGACAAUUCUGGCGGACAGUGUUGCAGAACUUUCAGAGGCAGUGGAAAUCAUACUCACCCGUGUUACCACUAUGGAUGUUGAAGAUAGCACAAAAGGAGCUGUCAUUGAUCCCGAAAGGGCAAGAGCUGUACUUUGCAUUUUGCCCAGUGACUCUCCACAUGGUGUGAUUGAAUGGCACAUGGAGUCUGUCUUUGUUAAAAUCACAGAGCCAGAAGGGCCGGAGAAUUCAACUACUGUUACUCUACAAAUUGUUCGAGAGCAAGGAUUUGUUGGGGAUCUUGCAGUUCAUUUGAGCACUGCACCAAACUUUGAACUCCCCCUGUCCAAUAGAGCAACAGAAAAUGAGGAUUAUAUACUGGAAAAGAAAACAGUAAUUAUGGCAGAGAAUGCAACAACAACUUCUGUCAUAGUCACUAUUUUACCUGACAAUAUUCCAGAAUUACAGGAAGUAUUUAUAAUCAAUAUUACUGAUGUGCAGCUGAUCACUUCAUCUGAAGGACAGCCAAGUGUGAAGAGGCUUGGAUUAGAAAUAGCUGAAAUAACAAUUGAAGAAAAUGAUGAUGCCAGAGGAAUAUUUAAUUUUAAUGUUACAAAGGGUAUCACUGGAGCUGUUUCUGGUUAUGAGGUACCACCACCACAGAAUGUACUGAAACUCCCAGUUGUUCGACAGGCUGGGAGGUUUGGGUCAGCAACUCUGUACUGGGAAGCCAUUCUUUCAACUGCCAGCUUUGAAGACUUCACACCAUCAUCUGGAAACCUUACCUUUGCAGAUGGGCAGGCUACAGGAGAAAUAGAAAUUACAAUCAUAGAUGACAGUGAAGUUGAAUUCCUUGAGAUAUUUAAAAUUGCCCUGGUGAGGGUAACAGGUGGUGCAAGACUUGGGAAUGACACCGUCGUAACUGUUGCUAUUCCACCAAAUGAUUCACCUGUUGGGGUAUUCAGGUUUGAAGAAAAGAAUGUAACUGUGAAGGAACCUCAGACACCUGAUGACUCUGCUGCAGUUGUUUUGCUCAAUGUAAGUCGAAGUCAGGGAGGAAGAGGAGCAGUUACAGUGUUAUGGAUUCUCGAGGAAGCAGCCAGAUAUGAUCUGACCCCUCUAAAUGGUACCCUUCAUUUCAGUGAGACUGAGUCCCAGAAACAGAUUAUUUUACAUGCAAUACAAGAUGGUCUGCUGGAGGGGAAUGAAACAUUUACCAUUCAGCUAGUCUCUACUGGUGAUGCAGAGAUAUCCCCUGUAAAUGGUGUUGCAGCCAUCACUAUUAUGGGAGAUGAAGGAGCUUCUGGGGUGGUUGGGAUAGCCCAUUCAUCCAAGCAUGUUUUGAUUGGAGAACCUUCAGGAAGUUAUAAUGGAACUGCUCUUGUUAGCCUGGUACGUGGCCCAGGGAUUUUUGGGGAGAUCAUAAUAUAUUGGAAUAUAACACCUCCUCAUCAGACAGAAUUUAUUGAGGUAUCGGGGACCUUGACCAUGCGAGAUAGGCAGUCUGCAGCGGUUGUUCUAAUACAGGCUGUAGAUGACAGCUGUCCUGAGGAAAAGCAUUGCUACCAAUUUCAACUAACCAGAAUCAGUGAUGGAGGACUCAUAAAUGAAUCUAGUAGCACAGCAAAUAUUACCAUGGCCGCCAGUGAUUAUCCGUAUGGAGAGUUUACAUUCUCCCAUGAACUACUGCAAACAACAGAAGAUGAAAAAUGGGUAAACAUCACUGUUGUGCGUUCCAAGGGAUCCUAUGGCAGAGUGCAUCUUUGCUUUCAGAUAAUAAAUGGGACUGCAGAGGAAGGAAUGGAUUUUACUCCCACAGUAAGGGAAAUGGUAUUUGAACCAGAGGAGGAAAGUAAAAUUAUUUUGAUUGAAAUUCAUGAUGAUGACUUUCCUGAAGGUCCUGAAAACUUUUCAGUGAUGAUUAGUGAAGUGGAACUCCAAGGAAGUGGAUUUGAUUUUACUGUAAGAGAGAAUGGUCUACAGGUGGAUCAACCUCCAAUAAUAGGAAAUAUCUCCACAGUAUGGGUCACUAUUGCAAAAAAUGACAAUGCUGAAGGUAUCAUAGAAUUUGAUCCACAGCAUGUCCUUAUACAGGUGGAAGAGGAUGCUGGAUUAAUCAUGAUUCCUGUUCUUCGAAAGCGUGGAACUUACGGCAAUGUCACAGCUGAUUUUCUUUCUCAAAGUAUUUCUGCAAUUCAUGGUGUUGACUAUGUCAUUCAUAAUAAUACUGUAAUUUUUUAUCAUGAACAGAACCAGUCUUUUAUUUACAUAUCUAUUAUAAAUGAUGAAGAAAGUGAAUUUGCAGAGCAAUUUGAAAUCCAAUUGACAGGAGCUACUGGUGGAGCCAUCCUGGGGCUCCACCUGGUGAGCCAGGUCACUAUUGCGAAAAGUGACUCUCCCCAGGGCAUGGUCCGAUUUCUCAACCAAAGCCAAAUAGUUCUUCCCAACCCUGAUGCAACCACAACGGUGUCCCUGGUGGUGGAAAGGACUGGGCGGUUGGUGGAGGCACAAAUUAACUGGGACAUUUUGGGACCCAAUUCAGAAGAGAUUUUGUCUCCUCUGAAUAGUGACAUUGGUGACCCUGUGAAUGGAACAUUCUAUUUUGAAGAAGGAGAAGGAGGUCUGAGAACAAUUAAUCUACAAAUCUAUCCUCAUGAAGAAGUUGAAGUUCAGGAAACCUUCAUUAUUCGACUGAGCCUUAUGAAAGGUGAAACAGAAAUAGAUUCUAAGGCAAACAGCAUUACAUUAAUAAUAGAGAAGUUUGGUGAUCCAAAUGGAAUUGUACAGUUUGCUCCCGAAUCAUUAACUGAGAGUAAUUAUGCAGAACCCUCAGGAGACGAAGGGCCACAAAACAUUACACUGUUUGUCAAACGAAUUCAAGGCAUUCUGGGGAACAUAACGGUUUACUGGGAAAUAUGCAGUGAAUCUGACAUCACAGGUGACUUUCUUGAGACAGAGGGAUUUGUUGUCAUUGCUGACCAGCAGAGUACAGCUGAAAUAAUUAUCUACCUGUUACCUGAUGAUGUUCCAGAACUGGAUGAAAGCUAUGAGCAGUCAGUAUUGGUAGGAAAAGCCCUGGAUCGAUAUGUUCAGAUUAAUGUGACUCGGCAUGCUGGGGCAUUUGGAGAAGUGAUGGUUGAGUACCGUGUCAUAUCCCUUCACGACGAAGCACUAAUUGAACCCAAGAAUGAGGUGGGAUUCCUCACAAUAAAGGAUGGUGCCAGCUUUGGAGUAAAAAGAGUGCCAAUAAGCAACCAGGCAUUUAUUUUACUGGGCUUGAAUUUUACUCUGGAACUUACUAAUGUAAGCCUGGUAAGGGGAAGUGCCAAGGAUGUGCCUAAAAUAUUAGGAACAGCAAAGUCUGCUGUGCUGAUUAUUCCUGAGGAAGCUGCCAAUUCACAGGUUGGCUUUGAAUCUGUGAUAUUGCGACUUACAAACAUUGUUGCAGGGACAGGCCAUGCUGUCAUAACCAGGAAAGGAGUUUAUGGCUCUGUAAUAGUUAGCUGGAUUUCAGGAUGCCCACCAGACUUAGUCAUUGACUCUGUUAAACUAGGCAAUAUUACUCCUCCAUUUGGUACUGUUGUAUUUUCCCUUGGGGAGGAAAGUAAAGUGAUUUCAUUUCAGGCUACUCCAAGCCUAAAUAAAUCUGAGACAUUUGCCAUCACUUUAACAGCAGUGCACAGCAAUGUGUCUGGUGGGGCUCGCCUGAGAUCAGGAUUUACAAUAGCUAAAAUUGAGCCAAUGGGGAUCUUCCAGUUUGAUCUUAACUCAAGAUCAGUUUCAGUUGAAGAAGAUACCCAGGUAGUCAGACUACAUGUCCAAAGAUUGUUUGGUUUUCAAAGUAAUCUCACUAAGCUGACAUUUCAGACCAUUCCAGGAAGUGCCAAACCACUAGAAGACUUUAUACCCAUCUACAAUGGAGAGCUUAUGUUUUUACAUUUUCAGACAAAUGCAGUGAUAGAAAUAUCAAUAAUUGAUGACACUGUGUCCGAAAUACAAGAAUUUUUUUUUGUAAAUUUGACUUCUGUGGAAAUUCUGGAUGUUCAACCAGCAAACCUUGACUGGAGUCCCCGUUUGAAUCCAACUUUCAGUGUUGCAACAGUUAAUAUCCUGGCUAAUGAUAUUCAUCAUGGAAUACUAAGUUUGGGGCCAGAGUUUAUUUAUGUUGAAGAAGAUACAAAUAACAAUACCUCCAACACAGCAGUGCUUCAGAUCAGAAGGACCAAAGGAUUUACUGGUGAUAUUAAAAUUACUGUUAAAACUUUCGGGGGAGCGAGUGCACAGAGAGGAGUAGAUUUGUAUCCUUUUGGAGAAGUUUAUGGAAAAUCAAACUUCACAUGGGCAAUGGAAGGAGAAGAUUUUGAAGAACAGACAAUCUCUCUGACUUUGCUGGAUGGAGAAUUUGAAAGCCAGGUGUCCAUAAAAAUUUUUGAUGAUGAUGAGCCUGAAGGACAGGAAUCAUUUUAUGUUUUCCUCUCAAAUCCUGAAUAUGGAGCUCAGAUUGUAGAAGGAAAGGAUGAAUAUGGAUUUGCUGCUUUUGCAAUAGUAAUUAUUGCAGGAAGUGAUCUCCAGAAUGGCAUUUUGGGAUUCAUUCCAGAAGUACAAAGUGGCCUGAUACUUGAUGAAGACUCAGAAAACAGAGAGGUGUUGCUGACUGUUACCCGGCAACCAAACAGGGCUUUUGAAGAUGUGACGAUCUUCUGGCGUGUGACCUUUAAUAAAACAGCUGUUGUCCUUCUGAAGGAUGGUGUGAACUUGGAGAAUGAGCUUGUAGCUGUGCUGGGAGCCACAACCUGUGUGGCAGGUCAAACAAUGUGCAACAUCUCUAUUGAAAUAAAACCUGAUCAUGUACCAGAAUUUGAAACUUAUAUUUUUGUUGAGCUGUAUGCUGUAAGCACAGGAGCUGCUUUGAACAACAGUGCCAGAUUUGCUUUUAUUACUGUCCUGGAAAGUGAUGCUCCUCAUGGUUUACUGUAUUUUGCUGUGGGAUCUCGAUUUGCUGUUGCUUAUAAGAAUACAGAUUUAAUCAGUCUGCAAGUUCUUAGAGAUUCUAGUACAUCAGUAACCACAAUGGUUACCUACAGUAUGCAGGAACUACAAAAACCUGAACCUAUUGGACGGACCUUCAUAUCUCCAGCUGUGGCAGGACAAGAUUUUGCCAGAUCUGAAGGUUUAUUGACUUUUGCACAUGGACAGAGAAAUGCAUUUCUGGAUGUGACCCUGACUCCAAAGACAGGAUCUUUAAACCCAUUUCCUAAACGUUUCCAGGUUGUACUUUCUAAUCCCACAGGUGGUGCCAAGAUAGAUGAUGCGUAUGGUAUUUCGAACAUUACCAUUGUCUCAGAUUUGGACUCCUUGCCAAUUUGGGGACUGAUUGAUCAACUGCAUCAGCCUCUUGAUGACACCAUGUUACACAGAAUCCUUCAGAAUCUGAAUGUCAAAGUGGCUACAGAAACUACAGAAGAGCAACUUACUGCUGUAGUACAUAUAAUAGAUAAGGUUACAGGUGUAGGUGAAAAACUGUUACUCACUGAUAAAAGUAGAAGUCUUUUCUAUGACAUACUCUGUGCUCUGGCUAGCCCAAAACGCAAGGACACACAAGGAUAUAGCCUGCUUGCUGAGGUGACUGAGAAGUUUGCUUUUUCUCUGUUGGCUGGGAUAAAGUGUGGAUCACCAGGAGAAAGAGGCAAAAAUGUCCUUGACAGCUGCCCGUAUAUUGCAAUAAUGGCUCACAACUGGUUUCCUCAGCAAAUCAAUGGACAUAGAUUUAAUGGAAAAGAUGGAGAUUCUAUUCAAGUACCUGAACAUCUACUAGAGGUCUCUGUAGUAUUAUCAUCUCCCCAAGAAGAGAAAUGUGAAUCCGUACAGUUCACAGAAUACAGCAGUCAGCAGUGGUUCCUUACUGGAGAUAAAGAACUUGCUCUGAAGAACAAGGUUUUUUCAAUGAGCUUGAAGGGUCAGAGUUCACAGCCUUUGAAAGAUAACAGUGAAGUCAUUUAUCGUAUUUAUGCUGAAGGAAGUCGGAUUGUUCCACAGACGUCUCUAUGUCUCCUCUGGAAUCAAGCUGAUGAAAGCUGGCUGUCUGAUAGCGGUUUCUGCAAAGUGGUUGAUGGCACAUCAGAUUAUGUGGAAUGCUCCUGUUCUCAUAUGUCCAUUUAUACAGUUUAUGCCCAAACCGAUAACUUGUCUUUAUACAACGAGGCUUUUUUUUCUUCUGGAUUCAUCUGUAUUUCAGGUUUCACUUUGGCUAUCAUCUCCCACCUUUUCUGCACCAGGUGUGCCAUGUUUGCAGCUAAACUUCUCACUCAUAUGAUGGCUGCUUGUUUGGGUACUCAGGUUUCAUUUCUGGCCUCUGCUUACAUGAGCCAGCAUAUCUCAGAGGAAAGCUGCUUUGCCCUUGCGUCUGUUACCCAUUACCUUUACCUCUGCCAGUUCAGCUGGAUGCUUAUUCAGGCAGUUAAUUUCUGGUAUGUCCUUGUGAUGAAUGAUGAACACACAGAAAGGCGUUAUCUGCUUUACUUCCUUUUGAGUUGGGGGCUUCCAGCUUUUGUUGUUAUCCUCCUUCUAAUUAUCCUGAGAGGAAUUUACCAUCACAGCACCGCACAGAUUUAUGGCCUUGUCUACAGUGAUCUGUGUUUCAUUCCAAAUGCCUAUGCUGCUCUCUUCACCGCUGCUCUGGUGCCAUUAAUGUGCCUGGUGGUGGUUUUUGUGGUGUUCAUCCACGCUUACCAGGUGACUCCUCAAUGGAAGGCAUAUGACGAUAUUUUCAGAGGAAGAACAAAUGCAGCAGAGAUCCCCUUGGUCUUGUACCUCUUUGCCCUGAUUUCCAUCACCUGGCUGUGGGGAGGACUGCACAUGGCUUACCAGCACCUCUGGAUGUUAGUCUUCUUCAUCAUCUUCAACAGCCUGCAGGGUCUUUACGUCUUUGUGGUAUAUUUUAUUCUGCACAACCAACUUUGCUGUCCUGUGAAAGCAAGUUACACUGUUGACAUGAAUGGGCAUACAACUCCAGGAUCAGCAUUUUUCACACAUGGCAGUGGUCUGCCAGCUGUGGGAGGAGAGAUCAGCAAGUCCACACAGAACCUCAUCAGUGCUAUGGAAGAGGUGCCUGCAGACUGGGAGAGAGCAUCCUUGCAGCCUGCUAGUCAAGCUAGUGCCUUUAAGCAGAGUCCACAAAAUGGUAAUGCUUUCCACCCUUCUGGAGGAUUCAGUACCGGCUCAUUAGUUGCUGAUGAGGAAUCACAAGAGUUUGAUGACCUAAUAUUUGCUUUAAAGACUGGUGCAGGUCUCAGUGUCAGUGAUAACGAGUCUUGUCAUGGCAGCCAGGAUGGUGGCAGCAUGGCUAACUCCCAGAUCGUAGAGCUUAGAAGAAUACCCAUAGCUGACACUCACCUCUAACUCCACAGCUUGCUUGGGUUUUUGUUGUUGUUGUGGUUUUUUAUUCAAGCCUCAGUAUUUUUAUAUUUGUACUUCCUUUUGCACUAAAACACUAUAUGAAACUGUA